GCGCAUGCGUCUUUUUCCAAGCUUGGACAGCCAAGUGGAUGUCUGCGCCGUUCGAAGAGCGGAGCGGGCUGGUGCCCUGCGCCACUCCCUGGGGCUGCUGGUACCAAACCAUAGAAGAGGUCUUCCUCGAGGUGAACGUGCCGCAAGGGACCCGUGCGCGGGACGUGGAAUGCAGCCUGAAGAGCCGGCACCUGGCUUUGACCGUAGCGGGGAAGGAGGUGCUCAAGGGUAAUCUGUUUGACUCUACAAUAGCUGAUGAAGCAACCUGGACACUAGAGGAUCAGAAAUUGAUACGAAUCACCUUGACAAAAACCAACCGUGAUGCUGGAAACUGUUGGAGUUCCCUGCUUGAGAAUGAGUAUGCUGCUGAUCCAUGGGUUCAAGACCAAAUGCAAAGGAAGCUUACAUUAGAAAGGUUCCAGAGAGAGAACCCUGGAUUUGACUUCAGUGGAGCAGAAAUUUCUGGAAAUUAUACCAAAGGAGGGCCAGACUUUUCUAGUCUUGAAAGAUAGUGUGUCCUUUCAGCUAUAUUUCCUCCAGUUUCUACAAAGUGCAAAACAUUAAGCUUCAAAAUAGCUUACUGGUUUUCUUCUGAACAACCUUAAACCAUAAAAUAAUGAUUGUUACCAGACUUGCACUAACAGUAAUUAAAAAUGACAUUUCAUGCAUACUCCGAUCAAAAUUAUUUGUAUGAUGACACUGUUGUGCAAGGUUAACAGCAUACAGUUUCAGUUGUUACACUUCAAAUAGUUUAUUGAUAUGCUAGUAAUAUUUUUUUUUGAAAGUCUGUGAUCUGGCUUAUUCUUUGGCAAAGCAGAUAAAUAAAAAACAUUACUUCCUAAAUGCUCUGGCUUUCUCCACUGUCAAAUAACUAAAAUAAACUUUGAAAUUAUAUUUUCAAAUACAUUGUUGUGUGGUAUAAGAACACAUUUUGAAGGCAGGAUUUGCCAUUCUGAAAAUUUGUAUUAAGCCAAUUCCAACACUGUAUUUUACUUAGAAGAGUCAUUAAAACUACUAAUGUUAAAAUCUGGUAUAAUUAACAUCUUCCAUAAUUUUGUAUCAAAUUGUACUGUCAGUCAAACCAUAACAUGCAAUACGAUAGCCUUGGGUAAAGCCAUUUAGUGUUCAUAAAUUUAUCCCUGACUUACUUUAUAACAGGAGCUCCAGGGUGUACAUUCUCUUAAUGAAAUUCAGACAACCAUUUUAGCUAUUCCAUGCCAAAGAAGAUUUUUGACUUUUGUUGUUUUGACUAUGGGCACCUUUGUGUUACAUAUCAAACUGUCUGGAACACUUCAUAGAAUAAUUAAAGCAUGUGUAACUUUUUCAUGAAAGAUAGUUCUGCUUACACUGGUACUUAUGUUUUUCUGCAGCCUAAGGUGUGAUUUAUAGACAAGCAUGUAACAUAAAGAUAUAAAGAUCUGGAUUGUAUCCAGUGAUGCUAUUUGGACUACUCAAAUAGCUCAUUUUUGCAUCCCAAAUUGGCUCCAACAUGUUAGGGUAUAUGUUAGGAUAUAUAUGGACAAAAAAUGAGCUGAAUUCUCAUUCAGUGAUUGGAAAUUUACUUGGACAACAUAGCAUAUAUCUUUUGUUUAUAUAUGUAAGAAGGAAGAACAUACAUCAUAUGUAAUUAAAAAUUC
Messenger RNA from Protobothrops mucrosquamatus (brown spotted pit viper), 1637 nucleotides. RefSeq names its product NudC domain containing 2 (gene NUDCD2). NCBI's taxonomy places the organism in Eukaryota, Metazoa, Chordata, Lepidosauria, Squamata, Viperidae. Gene Ontology annotation, cellular component: cytoplasm. Gene Ontology annotation, biological process: protein folding. The transcript is spliced from 4 exons. The record is from RefSeq and is a predicted model, not a curated record. Bases 39 to 512 code for a protein of 157 amino acids.